AUGUGGGACCUGGAGAAGGUGACUCUCUGCCUGUCUCUCCUGCUGGCAGUGGCUGUGGCACAAGAUUCCAUCUGGAAGAGCUCAAACCUGGCAAAACGGAACCAGAACGGGAGGAUCAGAAAGCAAGCCUAUAACACGCUCCUCGAGCCACAAACUACGGGGGUGACCGAAUGGACGUCCUGGUUCAACAUUGACCAUCCGGGAGGCAACGGGGACUACGAGCGCCUCGAGGCAAUCCGCUUCUACUACCGCGAGCGAGUGUGCGCGCGGCCCACAGCCAUGGAGGCGCGAACCACUGACUGGGUCCCAGCUGCCGACACCGGGGAGGUGGUGCACUCAAGCCUGGAAAAGGGCUUCUGGUGCAUCAACAAGGAGCAGCCAUACGGACGACUCUGCUCCAACUACCACGUACGCUUCCAGUGCCCGCCAGUGCACACCUACUGGUCAGAGUGGUCAGCGUGGAGCCCCUGCUCGGCCACGGCCUGCGACGAUGCGGGCAUCCAGGUGAGACAGCGGCGGUGCAAGAGCACACAGCCCCAGCACCACCUGUUGGCCCCCGCGUGCGAGGGCCCGCACACCGACAGGAAGGAGUGUUCCACUCGUCCUUGCCAAGCCAAUUGGAGUCCCUGGGGUCCCUGGGGGGCCUGCUCUGUGACCUGUGGUGGUGGCCGCAGACUUAGGAGAAGGAGGUGCAACAGGUCGUCUAACAAGGUGCAAUGUGCGGGACGCCCCGUCGAGAUGCAAAAGUGUGGCAAAGUGCAGUGUCCAGCACCUUGCCAACGUUUGUGCCCAGAGGGGCGCCCCAGCAAAGACUGCAGUCGCUGUGUGUGUGAGGGACACAUGCUGUAUGGUGAGGUCCUCAGCCUGACGGGUGUGCCGGUGGUUGGGGCUCGAGUUACCCUGGCCCAUAAACCCAAACUCAUUCGCACGCGUACGGACAACAAGGGCCGAUUCAGGCUACCUGGGAUCUGCUCCAGCGAUGAGACCCCUGUCACCAUCAGCAAGGAGAAGUUUGCCACCCUCACCAUUUCCUCUGUCAGCAACAGCACUGGGACAUCCUGGGUGAAGGCUGUGCUGAGGUCCUCAGAGAAACCGUACGUAGUGAAGCAUCCAGAGGACAAAGUACGGUAUGAGGGGCAACGUGUGACAUUCUGUUGCAAAGCCACAGGGACGCCUAUUCCAAAUAAAUAUUACUGGUACCACAAUGGAACAUUGUUAGAUCGAAAUGUGUACAAAUAUGAAGAGGACCUGACUUUGAGGAAUCUCAAACCAGAGCAGACAGGAGAGUAUCACUGCAAAGCCAGCAGUGAUACAGGCAGCAUUAAGUCUUCUCGAGCCUUUCUUACUGUGCUUCCUAAAGGCACACCAGCCUGCAUUUCUACACCUGAGAAAUACUUGAUAAAACUUCCAGAGGACUGUGUUCAGCCAGGAACAACCUCUAAGUUCUAUAAUGCUGGCCGAUGUCCCCAUAGCAAGUGUGCAGGGUCACUGGACUUCGACCUGCGCUGCAGGGAUGGUACUGCCUUCUGCUGUGGAGUGAAACAUAUGGAGACCCAGGCAAUUGACUGUGGCAGCUAUAGUCUUCCCAUUCGCACUGUGACUGAGUGUGGCUGCCAGAAGUGCAUGGAACCCAAGAUUCUGGUGCGGGGUCGGGUUGUUGCCGCAGACAACGGUGAGCCCCUACGCUUCGGACACAUCUACCUUGGGAAAGAAAGGGUGGGUACCACCGGAUACCAAGGAAGCUUCACACUUCAGGUGUCCCCUGAUACUGAAAGACUUGUUGUAAAUUUUGUGGACAGCUUGCAGAAGUUCAUUGACACUGUCAAGGUGUUCGUAUUUGACAAAAAGGGUGGCGCUGUCUACCAUGAUGUGAAAGUGAUGCGGAAGCAGCAACCUGUUGAUAUCAACUCCACAGAACUGAACACCAUCUACCUUGGUGAAAUUGAAGGUGAGGAUCCCAUUGGUCAAAUAGUCAUACCCCCCAAUUCCUUUCAUAAAAGCACUGGGGAGGUUUAUGAGGGCAUGGUAAAAGCCAGCGUGACAUUUCUAGAUCCAAGAAACAUCACUACCGCUGCUGCCACUCCUGGAGACCUUAACUUUGUUGAUAAUGAAGGCGAAAUGCUUCCUCUGAGGACCUAUGGAAUGUUUUCUGUAGACUUCAGAGAUGAAACUAACCGAGAGGUUCUUGGGACUGGGGCAGUCCAAGUAAUGCUGGACACUCAGCACGUCAAAAUGCCGGAGCACAUCCCCAAGAUGAAGUUGUGGUCCCUCAACCCAGACACGGGCAUCUGGGAGGAAGAAAGUGACUUUGACCACACUCAGGCUACCGAUGGUGGAAACGGAAGGAGCAAGCGGGAAGAACGCACUUUCCUUAUUGGCAACAUGGAAAUACGGGAGCGUAGACUUUUUAACUUAGAUGUACCUGAGGAUCGUCGCUGUUAUGUCAAAGUGCGGGCAUAUAUGAGCGAAAAGUUCUUACCAACAGAGCAACUUGAAGGAGUGGUUAUCAAUCUCAUCAACUUGGAGCCCAAACCUGGUUACACAUCAAACCCUCGUGCAUGGGGACGCUUUGACAGUGUAAUAACUGGGCCCAACGGAGCUUGUUUACCAGCUUUCUGUGAUGCCCAAAGGCCUGAUGCUUACACUGCUUAUGUGACAGCGCUGAUGGGUGGUGAAGAACUAGAGGCUGCUCCCUCCACUCCUAAAAUGAAUCCUAACAUCAUUGGGGUGUCACAGCCAUAUCUUGACAAGAUAGAUUACCAGCGCUCAGACCAUGACGAUCCAGCUCUCAAGAAAACGGCCUUCAAAAUCAACUUAGCCAAGCCUAAUCCAAAUAAUUUUGAUGAAACUAACGGGCCAAUAUAUCCUUAUCAGAGUUUAAUAGCUUGUGAGAAUGCACCAGCUGAUGCUAAUCACUUCCGCUUUUUCCGUGUGGAAAAGGACAAGUACGAGUACAAUGUAGUACCCUUCCAGGAAAGUGAUCUGACCUCUUGGACUGGUGACUAUCUCUCAUGGUGGCCAAACCCUCAGGAGUUUCGUGCAUGCUACAUCAAGGUCAAGAUCAAUGGGCCUACAGAGGUUAUGGUAAGGUCAAGGAAUUUUGGAGGCACUCAUCCCGCAACUAGAGGGCAACUCUAUGGCAUCAGGGAUAUCCGUAGCACACGAGACAUGUACUCACCCAACACUUCUGCUGCCUGUCUGGAGUUUAAGUGCAGUGGGAUGCUUUAUGACCAAGACAUUGUGGACAGGUCUCUCAUUGCAGUCAUCCCACAGGGCAAUUGCCGGCGAGUGGGAAUUAAUAGCCUCCUCCAAGAGUACCUGACUAAGCACCCUCCUUUGCUGCAAAACAAUGAGACCCAUGUCUUCAAAAUGUUGGCACCAGUUGACCCCUUGGGUCACAACUAUGGUAUUUACACAGUCACGGACCAGAAUCCCCGGAUAGCCAAGGAGAUUGCAAUUGGCCGUUGCUUUGAUGGCACCUCAGAUGGCUUCUCCAGAGAGAUGAAGUCUGAUUCUGGGUUGGCUUUGACUUUCAGCUGUCCUGAAAGGACAAUAACUCGUGAAAGCCUUUUCCAGCGGCUGCAGACCAACCCUGGCCAAACUCUAGCUCAGAUGGCACGGGACAUGAGACAAGCAGGAGGGCUACAGGUCACAAGAGGGACAGCUCAAGUAAUAGCCUAUCCUUCGAGCCUGCAGAGCAGAACCCAGGGCCGCAGAAUCACUGCAGCCUCUGGAAGGAGGAGGAAAACAGGCCAAACGCAGAUCAGGCAGCAGAUCAGGGAUUAG
This is a messenger RNA of Scleropages formosus (Asian bonytongue), 3786 nucleotides long. RefSeq names its product cartilage intermediate layer protein 2 (gene cilp2). The record is from RefSeq and is a predicted model, not a curated record. Lineage: Eukaryota; Metazoa; Chordata; Actinopteri; Osteoglossiformes; Osteoglossidae. The transcript has 9 exons. Bases 1 to 3786 code for a protein of 1261 amino acids.